CAGUGAUGCCUGGCAUGGUGAUGUUUCGGCGGCGCUGGUCAGUCGGCAGUGAUGACCUGGUGCUGCCCGCCUUCUUCCUCUUUCUAUUGCACUGCAUCUGGUUGGUGGUUUUGUCCGUGGUUCUGUUCGGCCUGCCGUACGGCUCAGAGCAGUCGUGUUCUGUGACACUGGUGGACCAUGGCCGAGGGUACCUGGGCAUCCUGGUCAGCUGCCUUAUCUGUGAGAGCGCCAUCAUGUGGCUGAGUAUGAGAGGCAGCAUUCUGUACACACAGCCCAGGGAAGCUGUGCAGUACGUCAUCUAUAUACGGCUAGCUAUUCUCUUGGUGGAGCUCGUAUAUGCUGUGGUGGGAAUUGCUUGGCUUGUCCAGUAUUACCAACCUUGCUCUGAUGUCACUGCCAAAAACUUGGCUCUGGGAAUCGUUGCAUGCAACUGGCUCGUGAUAUUCAGUGUCUGCAUUACCCUCAUGUGCACCUUUGAUCCCACGGGUCGGACUUUUGUCAAACUUAAAGCCACCCGUCGGCGUCAGCGCAACCUAACAACGUACACACUCAGACACAGGCUAGAGGAAGGCCAAGCCAGCAGCUGGAGCAGGAGACUGAAGUUCUUCAUGUGCUGCACCAGAGCACAGGAUACACAAUCAGAUGCGUAUUCAGAAGUGGCCAGCCUUUUUGCAGAGUUCUUCAGAGACCUGGACAUUGUGCCUAGUGAUAUCAUUGCUGGCCUGGUUCUUCUCCGCCAGAGGCAGAGGUCUAAGAGAUCAUCUAUCCUGGACCAGGGCAACAAUGACAUUUUAGCAUUCUUAUCUGGAAUGCCUGUCACUCGUAAUACUCGAUACCUGGACCUUAAGAACUCGGUCGAGAUGAACAUGUACAAGGAUGUGUGUUACUACAUGCUCUUCGCCCUGGCUGCAUAUGGUUGGCCCAUGUACUUAAUGAGGAAGCCUGUGUGCGGGCUGUGCCGCCUUGCCAGCUCCUGCCCCUGUAUGUCAGUGUCCAGCUCGCGGAUGACUCAGGCUGUGACAGUUGAGGAGGACAACUGUUGCGGCUGUAAUGUCCUGGCCAUACGGAGACACUUCCUGGACAGAGACCUCAAGCAGGUUCAGAUUGUCUACACAUCCUGCCACGAUGCUGUUUACGAAACACCGUUUUUUGUGGCAGUGGAUCAUGCGAAAAAGAAAGUUGUAAUCAGUAUCAGAGGAACCCUGUCUCCAAAGGACGCCUUGACGGAUCUGACGGGGGAUUCUGAGCGUUUGCCCGUAGAGGAGCAGCACGGGACCUGGCUUGGCCACAAGGGUGCGUUCACACCUGCCUUAUAG
This is a messenger RNA of Notothenia coriiceps (black rockcod), 1316 nucleotides long. RefSeq names its product diacylglycerol lipase, alpha (gene dagla). The record is from RefSeq and is a predicted model, not a curated record. The transcript has 12 exons. Lineage: Eukaryota; Metazoa; Chordata; Actinopteri; Perciformes; Nototheniidae. Gene Ontology annotation, molecular function: lipoprotein lipase activity. Bases 6 to 1316 code for a protein of 436 amino acids. Gene Ontology annotation, cellular component: postsynaptic membrane; cytoplasm; dendrite membrane. Gene Ontology annotation, biological process: retrograde trans-synaptic signaling by endocannabinoid; arachidonate metabolic process; diacylglycerol catabolic process.